AAGACAUUCAGCUGUCUGGUGUAGAUAUGUAGUAUACACGAUAACGAGAAACGUAACCGUUGAAUUAUAAAGUUUAUGGAAUAAUGUGUCCAUAAUACGGAAAACUUUUCACAGAGAACAAAAACUGACCACACCAUUGAAUCCCUGUAUAGUAAUCCAUGUCACGAACGAUGCGGACGCCAUCUGUUGUAUUUUGACGUCCUGUAUUCAACUUGAACGCCAAUACCAUCUAUCGAACACCUGUUGCAGUUCCUACCUGUCACUGCACACAGUAUGGUUUCGUCCAUUUUAUUCAAAUAGAACUAUCAAUUUCUCCAGAAAGAAAUUAAAAUCAUAUCAUAGAGGUCCCCAGCCCAAGAGUUCACCUUGCUAUCGAGUGCCGAAGUCGGGAAGUGAACUGAAUUUGACGAUGAUAACGGCGAUACUGGUUAUAACAUUUGUCGGUUUGGUGCAUGGGAUGGCGCACGGACAGCGUGAUGCAGUUGACAUUAUAGCAUCACUAACUCGUCGAAUAGAACGACUUGAAGCUCAGUAUGCAGUAAUUAGUAAUGACAAUAUCAAAUUACGAUCGUUAUUAGACUCUCAACCUUCUCUGAAAAGGAGGGAUGUAUCACACAGUGUGAUAUCCGGUGAACGAAAUGAUGUGGAUGACACAAGCAGCGAUGCAGGGAAAAACGGCAAUAGCGAUAUCAGGAGGCGAAUGAACGCAAUGGAAAACAAGGUAGACAGGUGCUCACGAACAAAUGCAGACAUUGAGAAAACAAUGGAAGAAUUAAACAACAGAAUUACCAACGAAUUGUCACUCCGGGCGAAUGAAGCAAGGGACACAGUUAUGAAGGCAAACGAAUUAAUUGACGAGUAUAUUAACUUAACAAAUCAGACAGGUUCUAAGAAGUGUGCCUUUUCUGGGGUGAGGACGUCAGUACUGCUUGGCUCAGCAGAAUCCCAAAUUAUAACGUAUGAUGAAUUGUAUGCCAACAAGGGGAAAGAUUUUGACAUUGAUACAGGCAUAUUUACCUGUCAGGUACCUGGCAUUUAUUAUUUCUCUUUCACGAUGAGAUCGUAUGAUAACUAUCAUAUUGGUGUUACUUUGGUGAAAAAUAGUAGCCCACAGGUUUCCAUGAUAACCGAUGCCAGUGACAGGAAAGUGAUGCAGUCUCAAAGUGUCAUGCUGGAUUUGUUGAUUGGUGACAGAGUGUGGUUACAGCUUGGCCCUCACAAAUAUUUUGCCGUUUAUAGUGACGAUAAGAAAUAUAUUACAUUUAAUGGAUUUGUUCUUUACCCAAACUACAUCUAACAAUACAAUAACAUGUGUUUACAAGGGUAGAACAAGUAGCAUCAGUGUGAUGUGUAAUGUCUACAGCAAUAUCAAACUCAAUUUUAAAUGACUAGCCUGUACACUUGUUGAGCAAAUAAUGUCUCAGUUAAAGUUGUAGGUUAUAUAAGGUUAUUUGAUUAUUUGUGUUUUCUUUUGCUUUAUUGUACAUUUUUUUUACAAAUUUUAACAUGUGAUAUAAAAGUAAUUUUGCUUAUGGCUGCAAAUUCACUGUAUAAAGAAU
Molecule: messenger RNA, 1559 nt
Organism: Saccoglossus kowalevskii
Lineage: Eukaryota; Metazoa; Hemichordata; Enteropneusta; Harrimaniidae
Product: complement C1q tumor necrosis factor-related protein 4-like
Molecular function (GO): protein binding
Source: RefSeq, a predicted model, not a curated record